Messenger RNA from Pseudogymnoascus destructans, 1248 nucleotides. RefSeq names its product H(+)-transporting V0 sector ATPase subunit d (gene VMA6). Gene Ontology annotation, cellular component: proton-transporting V-type ATPase, V0 domain; fungal-type vacuole membrane; vacuolar proton-transporting V-type ATPase complex. Gene Ontology annotation, biological process: vacuolar transport; proton transmembrane transport; vacuolar acidification. The record is from RefSeq and is a predicted model, not a curated record. Bases 1 to 1248 code for a protein of 415 amino acids. The transcript is spliced from 4 exons. Gene Ontology annotation, molecular function: proton-transporting ATPase activity, rotational mechanism. NCBI's taxonomy places the organism in Eukaryota, Fungi, Ascomycota, Leotiomycetes, Thelebolales, Thelebolaceae.
AUGUUAGAGGCAGACGGGACUAGCGCGGAUUGGCGAAAGUUUGUACUUAUUCGGUCACGUGAUUUGAUGGUAGCUCAGGUGGAGCCUUGGGAGCUUCACAAGACGUUGAACACCCACCCACUCUCAAACAACCACCAAGCCUUCAAGAUGGAGGGCCUCUUCUUCAAUGUUAACAAUGGCUACAUCGAGGGAAUCGUCCGUGGCUACCGCAACAGCCUCUUGACGAGCCAGAACUACAACAACAUGACACAGUGCGAGACUAUUGAUGAUCUCAAACUUCAACUAGGCCCUGCAUAUGGGGAUUUCCUUUCGUCUUUACCUCCGAACCCCUCCACUUCUUCUCUCGCAGCAAAGACGACAGACAAACUGAUAUCGGAGUUCCGCUAUCUGCGAGCAAAUGCUGUCGGGUCGCUGGCAAAGUUCAUGGACUACCUGACGUACGGUUAUAUGAUCGAUAAUGUUGCGCUCCUCAUUACAGGGACGCUGCACGAAAGAGACACUAGGGAACUAAUGGAGAGAUGCCACCCUCUUGGCUGGUUUGAGACCAUGCCGGUUCUCUGCGUCGCCACGAAUAUGGAGGAGUUAUACAACAGCGUGUUAAUCGAGACACCUCUUGCGCCUUAUUUCAAGGGCAGCCUGAGCCACCAAGAUCUUGACGAGCUGAACAUUGAAAUUGUUCGAAACACACUUUACAAGAACUAUUUGGAGGACUUCUACAACUUUGUCACCACGGAUUCUGAUAUUGCCGGCACCCCUACGAGCGAAGUCAUGUCAGAAAUGCUAGAGUUUGAGGCCGACCGCAGAUCGAUUAACAUUACGCUGAACUCGUUCGGCACUGAACUAUCAAAGCAAGACCGCAAGAAGCUGUACCCAACCUUUGGCAAGUUAUUCCCCGACGGGAUUCUGAUGUUGUCGAGAGCAGAUGACAUUGAAGGUGUACGCCUAGCUGUCGAGGGUAACUCGGAUUAUAAGUCAUACUUCGACCAAACAGGGCUGGGACAAGGUGGUGGUGUUGGCGCUGGAAACAUGAGCGGUGGUGCGGGGAGCGACACCAAAAGCUUGGAAGAUCUCUUCUAUCAAAAGGAGAUGGAAAUUUCCAAGAAUGCCUUUACAAGACAAUUCACAUAUUCGAUUGUAUAUGCAUGGAUUAAGCUGCGGGAGCAAGAGAUCCGCAAUAUCACUUGGAUUGCAGAGUGUAUAGCACAGAAUCAGAAGGAAAGGAUUGGGAACUAUAUCAGCGUAUUCUAG